UUCUGUCGCCCAGGCCUCGUCUCUAGAUUCUGCUGCACCUCCAAGAACCUUCAUGCCUGCAGCACCUAUUCUCUCUAACCCCUCCACACAGCAUAAUGUAAUUUCUAUGUACCCAUCCCCAUCUCCUCAUGCUGCUCCUCCUGGACCAUGGUUGCAGCCCCAGCAGAUCAGUGCCUUCGCCAGACCACCAUUUUCACCAUUUGCUGCUGUUAUUCCUGGUCCUUAUCCCACACCGACUCGUGGUACGCCACCGGUUUCGGUUGCAUUGCCUGAUAUCCAACCUCCAGGAGUUUCUCCAGCAGUAUCUGCAGUUGGAGCUCCUACAUCUUCCUCUACUGCAGGUGGCCAACCGGCCAUUGGUUUUGGGCUGGCGGAGUUACCUCCUGGAGUUGAAAACAAUAAAUAUGUUGGUAAUGCUGAAACCAAAGAUGAAGCUCCAAUCAAAGAACAACUGGAUGCUUGGACAGCACACCGGACGGAAACUGGGACUGUAUACUACUAUAAUGCAUUGACAGGGGAGUCCACUUAUGAGAAACCUCCUGGUUUUAAAGGAGAGUCAGAUAAAGCAACUGUGCAGCCAACUCCUAUUUCAUGGGAGAAAUUGACUGGAACUGAUUGGACAUUGGUCACCACAAAUGAUGGCAAAAGAUAUUACUACAACACCACAACUCAGUUAAGUAGCUGGCAAAUACCUAGUGAGGUGACAGAGUUGAGAAAGAAGCAGGAUGCUGAUGCUUUGAAAGCACAGUCAGUAUCAGUGACAGCUACUAAUAUAAUAACUGAAAGAGGACCUGAUGCUGUUAAUUUAAGCACACCUGCUGCUAACACAGGAGGUCGUGACGCCACAGCUAUCAGACCCUCAAGUGUCUCGGCGUCAUCCGCUCUGGAUCUUAUAAAAAAGAAGUUGCAGGAUUCUGGAAUGCCGGACUCUAGUUCCCCAGGCCCUUCUUUGUCCAGUGCAGUGGCUUUAGAACUAAAUGGCUCAAAACCUAUGGAGGCUUCCAUCAAGGGUCUCCUGAAUGAAAAUAAUAAAGAGAAGCGCAAGGAUGCGAAUACUGAUGGUGAUAUAUCCAAUUCCUCUUCAGAUUCAGAGGAUGAAGAUGGAGGACCCACCAAGGAGGAAUGCAUCCUCCAGUUUAAGGAGAUGCUGAAGGAACGGGGAGUGGCACCAUUCUCAAAAUGGGAGAAAGAACUUCCUAAAAUAGUGUUUGAUCCACGCUUUAAGGCUAUACCAAACCACAGUGCACGAAGAGCUCUUUUUGAACACUAUGUCCGGACACGUGCUGAAGAGGAGCGGAAGGAAAAGAGAGCUGCUCAGAAGGCUGCUUUGGAGGGUUUCAAGCAGUUACUCGAAGAAGCAAAGGAGGAUAUUGACCACAACACUGAUUAUCAAACAUUUAAGAGGAGAUGGGGAGAAGAUCCACGUUUUCAGGCCUUGGACCGGAAAGAACGAGAGGCAUUGUUAAAUGAGAGGGUUCUUCCUCUGAAAAGGACUGCGCAAGAAAAAGCUCAAGCAGAGCGUGUUGCUGCAAUAUCUAAUUUCAAGUCGAUGCUUCAUGAUAAAGGAGAUAUCACUUCUAGUUCCCGCUGGUCAAAGGUGAAGGAAAGCUUAAAAUGUGAUCCCAGAUACAAGUCUGUCAAGCAUGAGGAUAGGGAGAAGUUAUUCAACGAAUAUGUAGCUGAACUAAAGGCCGCUGAAGAAGAGACAGUGAGAAAGGCAAAGGCAAAACAGGACGAGGAGGAGAAACUGAAGGAAAGAGAAAGAGCUCUACGCAAGAGAAAAGAAAGGGAGGAACAAGAAGUUGAGAGAGUGAGACAGAAAGCUCGCCGGAAGGAGGCUUUAGAAUCAUAUCAAGCUUUAUUGGUAGAAACAAUAAAAGAUCCUCAGGCAUCCUGGACAGAAUCGAAGCCUAAGUUGGAAAAGGAUCCUCAAGGACGUGCAGCAAAUCCUCACUUAGAUAAAUCUGACUUGGAGAAGCUUUUCCGGGAGCAUGUAAAAACUUUGUACGAGAGAUGUGCGGUGGAGUUUAAAGCUCUAUUGACGGAGGUUAUAAGUGCGGAUGCUGCAGCUCAAGAAACACAAGAUGGUAAGACUGCUAUUACAUCUUGGUCAACGGCCAAGCAACUCUUAAAGAAUGAUCCCAGAUAUAACAAAAUGCCGAGGAAGGAGAGAGAGUCAUUGUGGCGGCGUCAUGCUGAGGAGAUCCAGCGGAAGCAGAAGAAAGUGCAUGAUCAAGAAGGAGAGAAGCCUGCAGAAGGAAAAAGUAGAACUUCGGUCGACUCUGGGAAGCAUUUGUCUGGAUCGCGGAGAGCACAUGACAGAAGAUAGCCACUGCUGCUUCAUUCUAGUUGGAGCUUUUUCAGAUGAUCUUUUGAAUUGCACCUCAAAAAUCAAUCUGACCAAAAUUGACAAUCGUGCUACAACACCCGAUUGAAGUGAGAGAGGGAUGAGCAAAACUAGAGUACAAGAAUGUGUUGCCGUAUCAACUGUAGUAUUUGGUAUUAUGAACUUUUGGUAUUUUUGCUGAGAAAGGGCGAUCCUUUUUUCACUAAACUACAUUCAGUUCUAGAUUAAUUUGUUUCAA
This is a messenger RNA of Sesamum indicum (sesame), 2585 nucleotides long. It is a transcript of the gene PRP40C, whose product is annotated as pre-mRNA-processing protein 40C. NCBI's taxonomy places the organism in Eukaryota, Viridiplantae, Streptophyta, Magnoliopsida, Lamiales, Pedaliaceae. Gene Ontology annotation, cellular component: nucleus. Gene Ontology annotation, molecular function: transcription coregulator activity; RNA polymerase binding. The record is from RefSeq and is a predicted model, not a curated record.